AUGGACUACGUAUAUUGUCAGGGCGCCGGUACAGGUGUGGUGCAGCAAACUGGAUGUGCAACCAGAGGCAUCAUCCAAAAUCAACUAAUUCCGGGCCAAGAGCGCAAAUACAGUGUUACACGCGAGAAUCUUGUCGUCGAGCAAAUCAAGACGGUUGAAAGAGCUCAGAUGCUCGCUCUUGUAUAUGCACUGGGUUUGGCUCACGGAACAAUUAAACGAGAUUGUCCGAAAGUCUUUCAAUUGCAAAAAGGCACGAUCUUUUCUGAGUCGCCGAAGGUCGUCCAGACCAUCAAGCAUCACAUUAAAUACGCUCCCGAUAGUCUUGGGGACGUAACAAGCACUAAUGACCGCUCAAUCAUCAAAAGAGUCAUUGCUGGAGUCCAUAGACUAUCACGCCGUGGCCUCGAAGUUGCCAUAGCUAUCUCUAGCGAAAAGGCCAAAGCAGGGAAAAAGGCAAGGAAAAUGGCGAGACAAAGGGGCCGUAAAGCUUGUAGAAGCCGUCAUCGGCUUCGGUUGGCUCAUACUAAUUUGGUCGAAGAGCAGGAGGAAGCUACGGGAGAUCAAGGGACUUUCGAGCUUGUUACUCGGGCGAAGUAUUCCAUUGUGCUACAAGCUUCAAUUACACCCUCGCUAUCCAAACCUAAGUUGAGACCAGAACUUAACAAUAUGUACACGACCAGAUACGAUGAGACCAAAAUGGCACAAUCACGUCGCUUGUCGCCGAUCAUCCUCUGA
Endocarpon pusillum Z07020 is the source of this 735-nucleotide messenger RNA. RefSeq lists its product as uncharacterized. NCBI's taxonomy places the organism in Eukaryota, Fungi, Ascomycota, Eurotiomycetes, Verrucariales, Verrucariaceae. The transcript has 2 exons. The record is from RefSeq and is a predicted model, not a curated record. Bases 1 to 735 code for a protein of 244 amino acids.